Paralichthys olivaceus (Japanese flounder) is the source of this 3865-nucleotide messenger RNA. It is a transcript of the gene stam2, whose product is annotated as signal transducing adaptor molecule (SH3 domain and ITAM motif) 2. Gene Ontology annotation, biological process: signal transduction. The record is from RefSeq and is a predicted model, not a curated record. Lineage: Eukaryota; Metazoa; Chordata; Actinopteri; Pleuronectiformes; Paralichthyidae. Gene Ontology annotation, molecular function: ubiquitin binding; phosphatidylinositol binding. Gene Ontology annotation, cellular component: endocytic vesicle.
AGCAACUGGUGCGAGUUUAAUGGACAAGGAAGAGAAAUUAUUUAUUUAGGUGAAACGUCAAAGUCUGCGCAGCAAAAACAUUUCCCUCUCGUCGAACUGUCCGACUCCGUGUCCAAGUCCUCAUCAUGCCUUUGUUCGCCCAGAACCCGUUCGACCAAGAUGUCGAGAAGGCAACCAAUGAAAACAACACAACAGAUGACUGGGGCCUGAUUAUGGACAUCUGCGACAAGAUCGGGACGACAGCCAAUGGACCAAAGGACAGCUUGAGAUCCAUCAUGAAGAGAAUCAAUCACAAAGUGCCUCAUGUUUCCAUGCAGGCCCUCAAUUUGCUUGGUGCUUGUGUGUCGAACUGUGGCAAAAUAUUCCACUUGGAAAUAUGUUCAAGGGAGUUUGCCACUGAAGUACGGAGCGUGCUGAGCAGGGCUCAUCCGAAGGUGUGUGAAAAGCUAAAGGCCAUGAUGGUGGAGUGGGCAGACAACUUCCAGAAGGAUCCACAGCUCAGCCUCAUCGGAGCCACCAUCAAGUCUCUGAAAGAUGACGGCAUCAGUUUCCCCUCAUCAUCCUCACAGGGGUCGACCACAAAGGUCAGCACACCUGCUGCAACCAAACCAUCCGAUGAUGACGACCUGGCCAAAGCCAUCGAGUUGUCCUUGCAGGAGCAGAAGCAGCAGGUGGAGACACGCCCCCUGGCUGUGACCUCCGACCCCCCAAGCUAUGCCAAUGGUGGAGGGGGGCAGGAGGCCCGGAAGGUGCGCGCGCUGUACGACUUUGAAGCGGCUGAAGAUAAUGAGUUGACCUUCAAAGCUGGAGAAGUCAUCCUGGUUUUGGACGACAGUGAUCCAAACUGGUGGAAAGGAGAGAACCACAGAGGAGUCGGCCUCUUCCCGUCCAACUUUGUCUCAACUGAUCUGAAUGCUGAACCGGAGACAGUGGCUUAUGUUGAAAAAACUGCCAGCCCUGAAGAGACGAUCCAGGAAACCAAAGUUGAGCCUGAGCCUGUCUUCAUAGAUGAGGGGAAGAUGGACAGAACGCUGGCACUGCUGCAGAAUGCAGAUCCUGCAGAUCUGGCUCCUGACACCCUGGAGCUCAUCCAGCUGGAGGGAGCGUGUGAACAGAUGAACCCGAUGAUUGAUGAGCAGCUGGAGGAGAUUGACAGGAAACACUCAGAAUUGUCAGAGUUGAACGUGAAAGUUCUGGAGGCUCUGGAACUUUACAACAAGCUCAUGAACGAGGCUCCGUUCUACUCAACCUACUCCAAGAUGCAGCCGCAGUACGCACCAUCCGGCUCAGCUGUGGCCAUGCAGGGCUACCUCGGACCAACCGGCGCCCCCUACCUGCCUCCAGCGAUGCCCCAGGUUCCUGCCGCACAGCCUUACAAUCUCCACAGCGACCAGCCCACACCUCUGCAUUCACUGCCCCCCAAUGUCUCAGCUCCGCCCAACUGCCAAGUUGCUCAGCCUCCCUACAUGAGCAGUGGCAUGAACACUCAGUACAUGAACCAAGCUGCGGGAGCUUCUUACCCACCUCAGGGGGGCGUGGCCAUGGACAUAUCGACCUAUCACAACUCGGGCAUGCCUCCCGUGUCCUAUCCUGUGGCUCCUCCUCUUCACCAGGCUCCCCCUCCUCCCCAGCAGACAUAUUAUCAACAGCCUCUGCUGUAAAACUCCGGUGACGGCAGACCUGAGAUUCAUUCCCACCUCAGAUGUUUCAGCUGCUGGCCGUGUGUUCACUCGGUUUACAGUGUGUGUUUGUACAUGUGUGUGUGUGUGUGUGUGAUAACUGCUUUAGGAUCAUUCCUGUCGAGCUGCAGCGAACACACUCUGGGAAGGUUGAAGUAACUGAGGUGUGUGAUGCAGGUCUGUUUUGUAACUGAGUCGGCGCUCGGCUGCUGUAUAUGAGGCUAAAUGUGUCGCCAGGAGUUUCUUCUUCUUCUACUUCUUUUUCCUGGUUGACUGAUAGCGACACUGGUUUUCACGAACAUCACAGGUCGACACAGAAGAAGAGUUGGCGCUGCUCAUCAGUGCAGUUGGAGAGACGUUAUCUCACUUUAUGGAAUUGAGCAUUUCACAAUCCACAGUUAAACACGAAACAAAGCUUCUCCCUCACGAUACUAUUCCUGAGUCCAUGCAGCAUGUCACCUUCGUCAGCUGUAACAGAGGGUCCGGGCCACGUCCACACUAAUGUAAUUAAAUGUAAACAUAUGCUAAUGUUUCUCGCUGCAGACCUCUCCGCCAAUUCUGAUGUUUUCCCGACUUCUUUCUGCAGCGCUUAUCGCCUCAUGAGAGAUCAAUGUAGUGACGCGGACGAGAGGGAGUACAAUACACAAGAGAUCAAAUAUAUAUAUAUAUCUCAAGUUCCAGCUCUGAAAGUGACCCUCACACGUGGGUGGUGUGGACAGCUGUAUUGAUCAAAACUGAUGCACAUCUGUUCUGUCACAUGUCCUCCGUCUUACGAGACAAGUGACGGACAAACGCGUCUGAAACGUGUCUCGUAGAGACGGCGUGCAGGCAGAGAGAAACACAGUUUUUGCGAAGUCAAUACAACUGGAAGCGCCACACACUGAAUACCCAUCAGUGCUCACCCACAUGCAUCGUAUCCCAGCGAACGCCAUUGGACACCCGGAUGGCGUUUUCCUCCAUGUGAACACGCCCCCUAAAUGUUUUGCUUCUCUAUAAGUUUUAAAUCACCGUCUUGUUUUUAAACGUACAGGCAGGUACGGCUCGUCCUGACGAUCCCUUUGUCCUCUCGUGCUGUUCGCGCUGACUGAUCGAAACACUCCGGGAUCGUGACGCGAGAGCUCGUCUUCCUGCCGUGUCAGCGUUCAGCGGUAUCUGUGGGACGAAGGCGCUCGCAGGGUGCAGUUAUUAAAAAAGCCUGGUGCUUCAUGUCGCCUCGUCACCAGCACAGAUCUGUUAUGUUAACAGUUAUAUUUGUCUGAAGGGUUCAAACGUUGCUUUCCCAUCAGCUCGCUGCCUUGUAAUCCAUCUGAGAUAUUUUUUUUGAGUGUACAUCUACGUCUUUUGCAUGUUUGUACGUGUCCGAGGGCUUUCUCUCGUAAAACGACAGAUUUUUUCCAAGGUCAGAUUUUAGGUUGAACUAAGAAGCAGGUGGUUGAUCUCUGUGUGUUUAUUAAUCUGAUAAAAUGUGUUCAUGAUUGUUGUCACUACCCUUCUGGGCUCUCUCCCCUUUGAGCAGAAGCUGUCGACUUGGAUUUCUAAAUGGUCAACGACAUUGCCCACCCCCACCCCAUCCCCCCACAUUGAUUUAUAUAGAUAUAUAUAUUGAGGCAUUGUUCAUGUGUGAUUUACACGAUUUCAGAAUGUUCCUUCUUUUUAUGUCCGGGCAAAAAUGCAAACGGAACAAAAUGUUUGUUGUUGUUGUUAAUAUGAAGAAAAAGAAGUGAGACGUCAUGUUUUUAACUUCGGUUGUUUCAUCAAAAAAAACAAAAAACUGUUGAGUUCAGUUUCUGGAGCAGCUCUCAUAGAAUCUCCAGUUCUGUUGCAGUCGCUCCGUAGUUAUGAUUUGUUAUCCAGAACUUUCUGUUUCCUUUGUGCGCCUCGUAUUACAGGCUCUGUAUAUUAGAUGUAAAAUACCUGGGUUUGUCAGUGACAUUGACAUCGCACCUUAGCUUUGUAAACAUUUAUUUACCACUGGAUGCCUUGUUUUUUCUGUAGAGAAUCAAAGGAAUGACACAGAUAGAACUUUGGCGAGUAAUUCUAGUCUCAGAAUCUGCUUGAUAUGUAUAAUUCUGUAUAUUUAAAAUAUCCCAGGAGAAGUUUCUUUAUCCAGGAUUUUAAAAAAACUGCUUUUGUAACAGAGCAAACAUAUAAAUAUUCUUUGAAAUAAAAAAAUGACGUGUCGUGGA